Messenger RNA from Telopea speciosissima, 1802 nucleotides. Its product is annotated as SKP1-like protein 21. The record is from RefSeq and is a predicted model, not a curated record. Gene Ontology annotation, molecular function: cullin family protein binding. Gene Ontology annotation, cellular component: cytoplasm; nucleus. Gene Ontology annotation, biological process: SCF-dependent proteasomal ubiquitin-dependent protein catabolic process. The transcript is spliced from 10 exons. Lineage: Eukaryota; Viridiplantae; Streptophyta; Magnoliopsida; Proteales; Proteaceae. Bases 474 to 1556 code for a protein of 360 amino acids.
AAGGGGCAGAAGUACUUACUUAGAAACCCUAGACUUCCAAAUCUUGUCCUCUCUAUACCACAACACCAGUCCCGUAUACGGUAAUACCCAUUAGAUUUCCCUCUCUCUCUCUGUAUCACACAUUAUCCUUUUGCAAGCGCCAAACGUCUGCAUAUUCAAAGCUACCUUCAAUCUUCGAUUGCUUUGUCCGUCAUUUAUUAGGCAUUAGCCGCAUUUCGUCUUCUCUACCAGAUUGAAGAGAUUGAUAGAAGCUUUUGGAGAAGAAAUGCUGAUACUUAUGUUCCUCAGACGGGGAAAUAUACCAUUUCAAGUGGCAUUGGAAAUGGUUCUGUAUCCGCUUAACAACUACGAUCUUUUGACCAAAGGGGACGUCUUAUUUACUUUGGCUCUCUCGAAUCUUUGAAUCUGAUGUGCAAGAUUUUCUGUCUAGUGUUCCUUUGUUAACCUUUUAUGCAUUUGGAGGUUACCGUCAAAUGUCAGACGGUGAAAUGGAAAUAAUCAAACCCGAGGUCAUGAAAUCUUAUAUUUGGCUCCAAACCGCUGAUGGCUCAAUACAAGAAGUGGAAGAAGAGGUUGCCAUGUUUUGCCCUAUGAUAUGUCGAGAAAUAGUUCAGACAGGAAUGGGAUCUUCAAAGAAUUAUGCUAUUUCACUUCCGCAAAGGGUUAAUCCAGCCAUUUUGAGUUUAAUACUUGACUACUGUCGGUUCCAUCAAGUACCAGGUCGCUCAAAUAAGGAGCGGAAGUCUUUUGAUGAGAAGUUCAUUCGGAUAGACACAAAAAGAUUAUGUGAGUUGACAUCUGCUGCUGACAGCCUCCAGUUGAAGCCUUUGGUUGAUCUCACCAGCCGUGCUCUUGCACGCAUGAUUGAAGGGAAAACUCCUGAGGAGAUACGUGAAACAUUUCAUUUGCCUGAUGAUCUUACCGAGGAGGAAAAGCUGGAACCUUUGAGAAACACAGCAGAUGACCCACGUAUUCGGCUAUUAAAUAGGCUUUAUGCCAGAAAGAGGAAAGAACUUAAAGAGAAGGAGAAAAUGAAGCAGAAUGUUGAAGUGGAAGAGGAGCGUGUGGAUGAACGCUCUGUUGAUGAUCUCUUGUCAUUCAUCAAUGGAGGUGAUGGAGGUUCCAAGGGGGUUAGAGCUCCUAAACAUAAGAAGAAAAACCGAAGAAGGAAAGACCAUUCAAAAGAUCCUUCAUCACACAAUGUAAACAAAAGCCAUAAGGAGAUGGAGGAUCUCUCUUCUGUAUGCCGUAAAGAAGAUAAGUCUAGAAAUGCUUACGUGGCCAGUCCCAGUAAAUCGGUUAAAUUUCAAGUUGCAGAUGACGGCUUUUCUCCAAAGGUUGAGUUUGAUGAUGGUGAUAUGGACGAUGAACUAGACCCGGCAAUGAAGGAAGAACUUGAUAGGGAAGUGGAGGACUUUGCUAGGAGACUGAAUUCAGACUGGCCUGAGAGGAUGCAAGAGAUUCUUUCUUCAGGUCAGGAAAGAAGGCUUGGACCAAUAUCUAUGAAUGGCAAUGGUUCCUUGCGAAGAUAUACAACAGGGUUGGAGAGGAGCUGAACCUUCAAGAUCUUUUGGGAACGUCUAGCAGAUAACAGUUCACACAAGUUGCUUACAAGGUGGCACAUGAUGAUGGUACUGGGAGCACCAAUGCGAUUGGUGCUGUUCAAUUGCAUGUUUAUCCAUCAUACAUGCUUUCGCUGGAACAAAAUUUUUUGAUUUUAUUGGGGAAAUCUUGUAAGUUGAGAAUAAGAGAAAUGAGGUGUUCAUAUGAGCCAAUUUCAGCCAAAGCUGCCCUUUAUAAUC